Messenger RNA from Parascedosporium putredinis, 1137 nucleotides. The record is from the annotation of a GenBank genome assembly. Lineage: Eukaryota; Fungi; Ascomycota; Sordariomycetes; Microascales; Microascaceae.
AUGUCCGACCAAGAGCCCCAGGUCGAGGCGGUGCCCCAAGAGCCGCCGACCGACGAAGCUCCCCUCAAGAAGAUGGCGCCCUCGUCCCAGCGAACGGCAGCACCGAUGUCGCGCCUCCCCGAAAGAUCAAGAAGAUUAUCCGCAAAAGAGGCGCCCGGCCCGACCCCAAGUAGACCCGUCCUUUAUCAAUUCAGAGCCCCUCCGCAGACCGGUACCGUUUUCAACAUCUGGUACAACAAGUGGUCGGGCGGCGACAACGAGGACAAAUAUCUUUCCAAAACACACGCCAAGGGCCGUUGCAACAUUGCCCUGGAUAGCGGCUACACAAAGGCCGACAGGGGGCCGGACUGCGAUUAUCUCCACAGGUUACCGACCAUUCACGACAUGUUCCAGCCCAACGUUGACUGCUUCGGGAGAGACAAGUUUUCGGAUUAUCGAGAUGACAUGGGCGGCGUGGGAAGCUUUACGAGACAGAAUAGGACCGUGUAUGUGGGCAGGAUAACGGUGACAGACGACAUUGAAGAGAUCGUGGCGAGGCACUUUGCGGAAUGGGGCCAGAUUGAACGAGUUCGUGUCCUCAAUACCCGAGGCGUGGCCUUCAUCACCUACUGUAACGAAGCAAACGCGCAAUUCGCCAAGGAGGCCAUGGCGCAUCAAUCGCUCGACCACGAAGAAGUCCUCAACGUCCGGUGGGCGACACCCGACCCGAAUCCCAUGGCGCAAGCCCGAGAGGCGAGGAGGAUCGAGGAGAAGGCUGCCGAAGCCAUCAGGCGGGCCCUCCCCGCCGAGUUCGUGGCCGAGAUCGAGGGCAAGGAUCCCGAAGCGCGCAAGAGGCGUAAAAUCGAGAGCAGCUACGGCCUCGACGGAUACCAGGCCCCCGACGAGAUUCACUUUGCACUGGGCGCCAAUGCCGUCAACCCCCUUGGUAGGCGAGGGUUCGAGCAGGAGAAUGCCCAAGAGUACACGCCAAUGGCUAUUGAGCAGGCGCCGCCGCAGCCAGAGGGAGGCAUCUUUUCGAGCAGCACGAUUGCGGCGCUCAGCGCGGCCAAGGUUGCUGUGGCGUCGAAACCCAAGGCGGCGGCGCCAUCGGGGCCGCUCGUUGCGUAUGAGAGCGACGAUGACGAUGACGACGAAUAA